Molecule: messenger RNA, 1698 nt
Organism: Colias croceus (clouded yellow)
Lineage: Eukaryota; Metazoa; Arthropoda; Insecta; Lepidoptera; Pieridae
Product: jerky protein homolog-like
Exons: 1
Coding region: 85-1611 (508 amino acids)
Cellular component (GO): nucleus
Molecular function (GO): DNA binding
Source: RefSeq, a predicted model, not a curated record
UUGUCACGUGCGCACGUAUUUAACUGUUUAUUUUUCAAGUGAUUGUUGAGAGUUGUUGAGUGAGUGAAUAGUUUGUAGUUUAAAAUGUCAAAUAAACGGAAACACAAGACACUACAUUUAAAAGAUAAAUUGGACAUUAUAAAAAAGUUAGACAGUGGAGAAAACAUUUGCAAAUUGGCUAAAGAAUAUGGUAUUGGACGUACUACUGUACACGACCUUAAGAAAAAGAGGCAAAAGAUACUUGACCACGUGAAAACGAUGGGAGUUGAAGCAGGAAAGCGAAAAAUAUUACGAGCUGGUGCUUGUCCAAAGAUGGAAAAAGCUCUCUACACGUGGUUCAAGCAACAUCAUUCUAAACACACUCCUAUAACUGGAGAAAACCUAAAAGAAAAAGCAAUCGAAUUUUACAGAAAAAUCACGAAUAAAUAUGAUUUUCGUGCCAGCGAUGGAUGGCUGGAUAAUUUUAAAAAGCGAUUCGGUAUCCGUUUGUUAAACGUAUCGGAUGACAAAUUUUCAAGUGACGAGCCUGCAGAGCAGCCAUUUUUUCAGAAUUUGAUUGAAAAAAUAGAGGAUCUGGGUCUCGUUCCUGACCAAAUCUAUACUGCAAGUGGGAGUGAUUUGUUCUGGAAACUGUUACCUAAUAAAAUAUUUGUAUCCUCUAAAGAACGGGGCAGACCAGCUCUUAAAGAGAGUAAAGAUAUAAUCAAAUUUAUGCCAUGUUCUAAUGCAUCUGGAACGCACAAAUUGGAUUUGUUAGUGAUUGGUAAAGAUAAAAAUCCCAGCACUUUCAAGAACAUUUGUAUGCCAGUUUGCUACAAGAAACAAUUUAAAAAUUUAAUCACAAGUAAGGUAUUUAGCGCAUGGUUUCAUAACGACUUUGUCCCAGAAGUGUAUAAAUUUAUGACGAAAUCCAACUUGCCCGUAAGAGCUUUACUUGUACUUGAAAACACAAUAGGCUACCCAUAUGAACAAGAAAUUAAAUCAAGUGAUGGGAACAUUGAAACUAUCUUCCUACCCCCAAACAGCACACCUUUAAUUCAGCCGAUAAAUCAAAAUGUGAUCCAAAGAAUACAUUGCUCAUACAAAAACAAAUUGCUGAUCCAUAUUAUAUCACAGGAUGGUGACAUAGCACAGAUCAUUGAAGAAUUUAAUUUGAAGGAUGCUGUAUUCUCUCUCGCUCAGGCUUGGGAGUCUAUUUCACCAGACUUAAUACAAUCUUCAUUGAGAGAGUUAUGGCCCACUAUGAAUGCUGUUUCAGUAAUGGAACAUUUCGAGCCUGAAGACAAUAUUCCUACUGCAUAUUGGUUGGAAAAUCUAUCAAAAAGAGGAUUGGAGACGAGUAAAGAAAAAUUAAAUUCUUGGUUUGAAGGAAUCGUAACACCGGAAGAAAUAUGUGAAGCAGUAAUGGAAGAAGAUAUGGAGCCUUCUACAAAAAUUAAAACAGAAACAGUAUUUAAUUGUUUCAAUACUUGCAUCACUUGGGCAGAAGAAAAUGGCAUAUCUGCCAAAGAUAUUAUACUUCUUCGCAACAUGCGAGAAAAGGCUUUUAUACAAGGACUACAAGGUGGACCAAGGCAGACCUCUAUUAAGGAUUAUUUUAAAACUAUAUAAUUACAUGUUAAUUUGGAGUUAUUUUACAGUUAUGUUAAAAUAAGUGAUAUUUGGAAUAAGAAUAAAUAAAUAAAUACAUUAUUUUCU